AUGAAUGGAAGGGUUAAUAAAAAGAAGAAGAGCAGCGUUAAUCGUAAAGCUGCUGCCAAUGCUGUUAUAGAUGAGGAAAAUGUAGUAAGUAAUAUACUUAGCAGACUCCCUGUGAAAUCACUUUUGCGGUUCAAGUGCGUAGCGAAACAUUGGUAUUCCUUGAUCAAAGAUCCUUAUUUUAUUGAUUUACAUCUUAACCGAUCAAAACCACGUCAACAUCUUUUUGUUAUCAAACCACCACAGAGAUAUAGCAAUGGAAACUCGCAGACAGACAUCAAUUUUAAAGGACGGGCUAUGAGUUUCUUGAUAGCUGAUGUAUUUCUUGAUGGAAGAGGGAAGGUAGCAUCAACAGUAAAGCACAUUACAAGGAACACAACUCCAUUUUGUUAUACUCAAAUUCUUGGAGCUGUAAAAGGUUUGGUCUGUUUCAUUAACGAUUCUAUACAUGCUGCUUGUAUGUAUAAUGUAGGUACGAGAGAAGUUACACCAUGGAUAAAAUCAACAUUAUUGAUGGAAGAAACACAAAAGUCUAGCCGCAAUUGCGUAGGUGAUACUAGUUCUUAUAGUUUUGGAUAUGCUCCGGAAAGUAAGGAACACAAACUGAUUUGCAAGUGGGUGAUAUACGAUGGUGAUAAAGCUUUCCAAAUUUGGGAGAUUUUGACUUUAGGACACAAUGCAUGGAAAAGAAUUGAUCAAGUCCCAAAUUGUCAUUUCAGACAGGAUGCACCUUCUGUGUAUGUGAAUGGCUCUAUUUACUGGUAUCCUCUUAACUUUGCAAGUGGUGAUUGUGGUGGUGCUAGUGUAAGAUUUUUAUUGGCAUUUGAUGUUGAAAGUGAGAAGUUCAGAACAAUCCAAAUCCCUGAUUUCAGUCAGUUACAGUGUGUUACUUUAUUAGAUGUGCAAAGCCGCGUCGCUAUAUUACAUAGAACUAGUGCUUACACUGCCAGGAUGUCGAUAUACGAAGACAAUGACAAGUGUAGAGGUAAAGAUAUAGCUUCAGAUAUUGGUGUCAACAAUUGGACGCCUGAAAAGAUUAUCAUGUUGCCUGUUUGUUGGGAUGAAAGUCGAAGUCUCUUUUUUCAUGCCGCUGCUGGAGCCGACCGGAUAUUCUUAGAAAGCCAUCAACAGAAUGCCAGUGGAACUACAAUUGCCGUAUCUAUUUAUUCUUACUGUUUGAAGAAUAAUACCUUCACACAGAUAGAAAUCAGAGGGAUACCCUCUUCAGCUCCUGCUUGGAACUGUACUAGACUAUAUACAUCUUUUUGCGAAAGCCUUGUCCUUUAA
Messenger RNA from Papaver somniferum (opium poppy), 1284 nucleotides. Its product is annotated as putative F-box protein At5g62660. The coding region runs from base 1 to 1284 and encodes 427 amino acids. NCBI's taxonomy places the organism in Eukaryota, Viridiplantae, Streptophyta, Magnoliopsida, Ranunculales, Papaveraceae. The transcript has a single exon. The record is from RefSeq and is a predicted model, not a curated record. Gene Ontology annotation, molecular function: protein binding.